UGAGUGUCUGUACUGGGAUGGAAGCAGCUGCCUGGGGGGCGGGAGGCAGAGAAGGUGGCAUUCGCUCAUUUGGCAGGUCCUGUCUGCGUCUCUACUGUGUGCUGGUCUCCGGGCUGGACAGGGGAUCCGGUGGGGCACUGGGGCCAGGCCCCACCCUUCAGGGUAUGAUCUCAGCACAGGUGGGAGCUGGUCCCUAACCUGGUCCCUGGGCCACCUGCCGGGGAGGAGGUCAUGUCUGAGCAGCUGAACCUGGCUGCAGGCAACCUGUGUUGACCCUGGCUACAGGCCAGGCCCUGAACAGGACCCAUCAUCCCAGCAUCCCUGAGUGAUAAGAGUACAUUGGAAACUGGAGCCUAACAUGUGAUUGGCCACACACUGGGCCAAAAUUUGGGACCCCCUGCCUGGUGGUGGGUUUUGGAGUGGCUGCCGAGGCAAGGGUGGGCAGGGGCUCCCACUGCCCCUUCUCCCACCACUGCCCCUAUGACUAUGUGGACACCUGUUCCGGAAACUGGCCAUUGUUCCCACCAUCCUUCCUCCCCUCGGGCCCUUCCUGUUUGGAUCCCUCCCACUGCAACCCCCAACCCCACCCAUGCCAGGUGCUUCCCUAGGGGAACUCUGACCCACUGCAGGAAGAGGCCUGAACUGGGUUUUUUCCCCUCCCCAGAGAAAAAGAAGGAAUGGGAGUCAUAGGCCACCCCCCAGAUGGGGUGAGGAGCCUGGUAGGAGAGUGUACAAGGUCAGAGUCAGAGCCUGCGGCUUCAGCUGGCUCAGUCUUGUGGAGAGCCCUAUCCUGCUACUCCAGGCCUAUCCCCAUUUCCCCCAAUCACAUCAGGCCCGUAGCUGGAGCUGGAGCAUUAGGCUGGUGGCUUUGGAGCCUCUCCCCCUUUCUCUUGCCAGCCUAGGAAUCCCGUUCUGGAUUUUUUCUGGGACCCAUAUCUGCCUCCUGGGCCUGGGCCAGAGGCGGCUGCUGGUGCCCUGUUGAAACUUCAUGGCCAUAGCCCCAGGCCCUGCUGGCAUUGCCAUGGGCAGCGUGGGCAGUCUGUUGGAACGGCAGGACUUCUCCCCUGAAGAGCUGCGGGCAGCACUCGCCGGGUCUCGGAGCUCCCGCCAGCCUGAUGGGCUCCUCCGGAAGGGCCUGGGCCAGCGUGAACUCUUCAGCUACCUGCACCUGUCUAAGAAGGACGGCAAGAACACCAAGAGGGCCCCUCGGAACGAGCCUACCGACUAUACCACCCUCUACUACCGGGAGCAUCCUCGGGCCGGUGACUUCAGCAAGACCUCGCUGCCCGAGCGCGGUCGCUUUGACAAGUGCCGCAUCCGUCCAGCGGUGUUCAAGCCCGUGGCGGGCACUGGGAAAGGCUUCGUGUCCAUGCAGAGCCUGGCGGCGCACAAGGGUCAGAAGCUGUGGCGUAGUAAUGGCAGCCUGCACACACUGGCCUGCCACCCACCCCUGAGCCCAGGGCCACGGGCCAGCCAGGCACAGGCCCGUGCCCAGCUGUUGCAUGCCCUCAGCCUGGACGACGGUGGCCCCGAGCCCGAGCCCAGCCUAUCUGACUCCUCUAGCGGGGGCAGCUUUGGCCGCAGUCCCGGCACUGGUCCUGGCCCCUUCAGCUCCUCCUUGGGCCAUAUUAACCACCUCGGGGGCUCCCUGGACCGGGCCUCACGGGUCCCCAAGGAGGCUGGGCCCCUAGCUAUGCUGAACUGCCUGCCUGAGCCACCACCACCCUAUGAGUUCUCCUGUCCCACCGCCACCGAGGAGGUGGUGGCCGUGCUGCCCGACACCUGUGAGGAUCUCAAGAGGGGCCUUGGUGAUGAGGACAGCGCCAAUCCCUUCACACAGGUGCUGGAGGAGCGCCAGCGGCUGUGGCUGGCUGAGCUGAAGCGUCUAUACGUGGAGCGGCUGCAUGAGGUGGCUCAGAAGGCGGAACGCAGCGAGCGCAACCUCCAGCUGCAGCUCUUCAUGGCUCAGCAGGAGCAGCGACGGCUGCGCAAAGAGCUUCGCGCGCAGCAGGGCCUGGGCCCCGAGCCGCGGCCCCCCAGCGCCCUCCCAGAGGCCGACCCCAGCGUGCGACCCGAGGAGGAAGCCCGAUGGGAGGUGUGCCAGAAGACAGCGGAGAUUAGCCUCCUGAAGCAGCAGCUGCGCGAGGCCCAGGCGGAGUUGGCGCAGAAGCUGGCGGAGAUCUUCAGCCUGAAGACGCAGCUGCGGGGCAGCCGGGCCCAGGCGCAGGCCCAGGACGCAGAGCUGGCCCAGCUGCGGGAGGCGGUGCGGAGCCUGCAGGAGCAGGGGCCCCGGGAGGAGGCCCCGGGCGGCUGUGAGACUGACGACUGCAAGAGCAGGGGGCUGCUGGCCGAGGCGGGCGGCCCCGAGGCCGGAGGGGGUGGCGGGGGCGCCGAGCAGCUGCGGGCCCAGCUGGUGCAGGAGCGGCUCCGCGCCCAGGAGCAGGCGCUGUGCUUCGAGCGGGAGCGGCGGACGUGGCAGGAGGAGAAGGAGCGCGUGCUGCGCUAUCAGCGGGAGAUCCAGGGAGGCUACCUGGACAUGUACCGCCGCAACCAGGCGCUGGAGCAGGAGCUGCGCGCGCUGCGGGAGCCUCCGACGCCCUGGAGCCCUCGGCUGGAGUCCUCCAAGAUCUGAGGCCGGUGGAUGAGCGGGUGGCAGAAGCACCGCCAGAAAAUGGCUUGGACAAGCCCGCCCUGAGGCAGCUGGCUCCUUCCCUACACCAUUCUGAGGCAGAAGCUGCUGAAGCCGGCCAGGGGUGGGGAGGCCCACCGGGAGGAGGGGGUCCAGUGGUGCAGUGGGCUGGAUAGGGUGCCAAGCAGCAGGAGCCAGGGCAAGACCUCCUGGCAGAGGGGCACCUCGGUGGGGCCCAGCCCUGCUUUCUGGAGUAGAUGUGGCCGGGAGAAGGAAGUUGGGGAAUGAAGAGCCCCGUGAUACAGAAGGGCAGGCAGGAAGGGGGGGAGGCUGGGAUGGGAACAUUGGCCUCCCCGAGAAUAAAACCACAUUUUCUACAAGAAGGCCACGGGUGCUACAUAGGGCCUGUUCCUGCGGAUGGUUGGUGUUAGGGGCCCUUUACUGCACGGUCACGGUCAAUGGGAGGGUGUGCCCUCUGCUCCCGUGUGUGCAGCUGCUGGGCAUAUGUGUUAAAUUGGGAAGUGGAGGGAUCCUUGUACUGACUCUGCACGGCCCCUUAGCUGCCGUGUGGGCUGAAAUUCUUUUCUUCAGUGCCAGUGGGAUUUUGCAGAAGGAACAAUGCCAGAGAACCCAGAAAAACAAAAGGGCAAGUCAACCAAGGCAUUGCUAGAACAUGAAACAUUCUCUUGGUAGGAAGUCUGGGCCCUGGGUACCCAGCACCCUGCUGGGUUUAGGGCUGGCCUAAGACAGCUUCCCCUGGAGCCACCCAAAGGCUUCAGCAGGGACCUGCCCCUCCCAGAACGCACCUUCUAUCUCCAUCUAGCUGUGGCGUACCCACCGUCCACAGCGAUGGGAGGGGUGCAGGAAGGUACAGGAAGACAGGCAGAGAAAACUUGUGGAUGGGUUACAUGGUAAAGGGCCUGUACCACAGUGGGGAACAUGGCCAUUUCCCUGUAGCCACUGGAAGGCCAAGGGAUAUUUUUAAGCAGGGGUGAGAUGUGACCUAAUUUGUAUUCUGAAAAGCUCUGUCCUGAGAGGAAGCAGCCCUCCACCUCCAGCCCUGCACCAGGCUCCCUGACCGUGGGUUUCAGACCCCUAAAGCCCACUCCCACCCUUAACCUUUCAGCAGUCUGGUUUCCCCUCUGGGCUUUUGCUCCCUCUUGGAUGGGUGGCCUGGAGCACAGACCCAGUCUGGCAGGCAGGUGGCUAUUCCCCACUCCUUGCAGUAAAGUUCAGCAUUCUUAUGAGUGUGUUGCUGUAACUGCUGCCAGGCAUUGAGCACUUCCUGUCUUCUGUUAGGCCUUGGGUGCAUGGGGGCUAACAGUUGAAUUAGAUAGGCUUCCUGCUCCAAGGGAGUCAGCCCACAGACGUCUCCCCUUCUAGUUGCUGCGGGGCAGCAGCAACCUCUGAGCUGUUUCUUCAGCUCUCUGCAGAAACCCCAGUUUGCACCCUCCAGCCAUGAUUCCCCCUUCCCAGGGCAUGCCUGGCAGCCCCUUGGGCCCCAGCAGGUGGAUCCUGGUAGAGUGGCUGUGCAGGGGUACCUGCGGGGCUCUGGAGUAUGAGCUGAUGUGCCCCACCUUUUUUAGGGUGGAGAAUGGGGUGUGUGAAUCGUCUGCUGUGGGGAUGGUGUGUUUAUGGUCAUGUAAGUGGCAGGUGUGUGUGGAGCUGUCUUGGUGGUGGGUGUGUCUGGGGGUGUGUUUGGGGCUCCUGUGUUGGGAGGUCAGGAGGGCUGCUUCCUGGUUCCUCCUUCUGCUCUAUUUCUUCCCGCCAGCCGCAGCCCCUGUGGCUCUGGCCAGGCUUGGGUAGAGCCUAUGGCCAGGACAGACCCCUGCACCUAGCUGAGACCCAUCUAGAACCACCCUGAGCCUCGGUCAUCUGCCCCAGGGAGGGAAACUGGGAGCACUCAAGUGAGGCAGGCCUAUCUCUCACGGGCCUUGGAAUUUGUUCCACAGAUCCCUCCAAACCGAGGCCUCAGGGCCAGUCACCCUCCAGAAGGCCCUCCCAGAGCUAGAUGCUGACCUCAAGCCUGGGUCACUCCCUCCCCACAACCUGGAGCUGGUCAGGCCAGGUGCCCACAUGCUUGACAGUGGCUGGGGUCCACCUUUCAGUGUACCAUCUCUGCCUAACUCCCCACCCAGCAAUUAGAGAGCUGGGCCGGCCAGUACAGCCAGCGGGGAGUGGGUGGGCGGUACCAAAACUUGGCAGCUGUGCCAGAAACCAGGGCUAGACCCAGAUGCAGGGGGAAGGGCACAAGGGAGCUGAAGCUGGGGUGGCUCAGAGGGAACCAGAUCCUGUUAGCUCAUCCCUGCUGGGCAAACCAGUUCCCUGGUCCCCGAGCAGGCUGGGUGGCUCUGGGACCAGCUGAUCACAGGUGCCACAGCGGUGGCUCCUGCUUUAGAGUGGCCCCUCCCUCCAUUGCCUGGUGGGUCCCUCAGCUCCCCAGCUGUCCAGAGGCACUCCAGCAGACGAGGCUAAUUCUCCAGAACCCCCCCACCCUGUGUCCACAGACCCAUAGAUUUGCUGGUAUUUUGGUUUCUCUCCACUGGGCUGUGGGCAUUGCCAGGCAGGGCUGUGUCUUCUGUCUUGAUCCCUCAGAGUCUGCUCUGACUCCAGCCCAGAAGGCACUGGGGGACUCGAGUCAAGCCCCUUCCCCGACCCUUCCCUGACUGGCAUGGGUUUGAGCUGGGGGUGGAGUGGAGUAGGUGGGGAAGUCUCCAGGUCUGAGUGUUAAUUCACCAUUCACAGGCACCUGUGCCCAGACUGUGGCUGCAGAGCCGGUCACCAUCCCCUGCCUGGUGAGGCACUACAACGCCUCCCUGAGGGCCAGGCCUGGGUCUCAGAUGAAGAAGCCAUAGUGGCAAAGGCCCCUGCCCCCAUGACCCUUCCCUGUGGGUAGAGGAGGGAGAUAGCUCACAUAUAUGUCCAUGGUAGUGACAGGACGAGAAGAAUGCAAACAUAUACACACACUUCCCGCCACGGUAGCAAGUCAGCAGAGCACAGAGAAGUACAUUUCUCUGAGACUGAAGGUGGGGGUGGUGGCGAUCGGUAUUAGGGAGCCUGUCUUCAAAGAAGGUACCUGGCCCACAAUGACAGUUCAGACUGUAACUCACCACCCUAGUAGGUGGGGCUUAGUCCUCUAUACUGGAUUCAGAAAAGAAGAAUGUGUUAUUUCUUGCAACAAAACAAGAGUGAAAUAGGUCAUGAAAGGUGGGACAUGAGUGCCACGGAAUUCAGAGGAAAGCUGGCUCACUUUUCACUGCAGGUGAUGAGGGGUGUUUAUCUGGGGGAGGGUGACAACGAUUGACCACACUUUGGUCAAGUGCUUCUAACCUCUCUUUGCUCCUGACCUUGGAAGGUAUCCCUCCUGAUUAGUCCAGAUCUAGCAAGAUUCCUGCCAAGUUAGUUUAGCCAGAGUCCCCCAUCGGCCACAUCAGAUACCCUGUCAUCUUCCACCAUGCCCAGGUGGUGGCUGGCCUGCCUUCCGCAAGACUCCUGUGAGGUGUGUUCAGCCGGGCUGCCUCCUGACCCCUGGAGGUAUCCUCUUAGUAAUGUUUCAUCCACUGCCCCCCCUCCCCCUACCUGCUCCUUCACCAUAAAUUUGAAUUUUCCUUGUAUUUGGAGUUGAACCCACUCUCCCCCCCCCCCAACUACAAAACCCCCACUGCACUAUCCUCUCUGAAUAAAGUCUUCCUUACCACUCUUUGA
Canis lupus familiaris (dog) is the source of this 6334-nucleotide messenger RNA. It is a transcript of the gene N4BP3, whose product is annotated as NEDD4 binding protein 3. The transcript has 5 exons. Bases 989 to 2632 code for a protein of 547 amino acids. Gene Ontology annotation, cellular component: cytoplasmic vesicle. Lineage: Eukaryota; Metazoa; Chordata; Mammalia; Carnivora; Canidae. The record is from RefSeq and is a predicted model, not a curated record.